Molecule: messenger RNA, 2324 nt
Organism: Maniola jurtina (meadow brown)
Lineage: Eukaryota; Metazoa; Arthropoda; Insecta; Lepidoptera; Nymphalidae
Gene: orb2
Product: translational regulator orb2-like
Exons: 10
Coding region: 48-1328 (426 amino acids)
Biological process (GO): negative regulation of cytoplasmic translation
Cellular component (GO): neuron projection; nucleus; cytoplasm
Molecular function (GO): mRNA regulatory element binding translation repressor activity; ribosome binding; mRNA 3'-UTR binding
Source: RefSeq, a predicted model, not a curated record
AUCGCCAGUCCAGCUCCGACCGCCGCGCGGGUCGGACGUAUGCGCGGAUGGGAGAGUUACAAUACCCCGGCGCACCAAGCGUCGACGAUGAGCGCCAGUACCGGGCGCCCUUCCGCAGGGCUCCGCAAUACAGGUGGGGCGCGCCGCAGCCGCCGCAGCCCUCGGCCUUCGCCCCCUGGAGGCGCGCGCCCGCUCCGCCUCGGCCUCCGGAUUACAGGCGCAGUGUCUCCUACCCUGGGAAGCCUGAAGAACCAUAUCAGGAUCGAGGCGGUUUAGACAACAUGCGAUCAUUAGAACACUACCUGACAGACAUCAUGCGAGCAGACACAUCAGACCAUAUGAAAGGCAAGUCGCCCUUCUUCCCCGGCGUGGAGGAAGCGGGGGUCGCGAGCGCGGCCGGCGCCGGCUCACCGUCGGGCCCCGCGGACCAGACACAGGACGUCGUGUCCAGGCUCAGUGCGGCUGGACUAUCGAUGUGCGUGAGCGCCCUGGGUUCCCCGGCGAGGUCGUCGCCCGUGUCGGCCGGCUCGGAACACGGCGAGCGAUUCAGUCGGAAAGUCUUCGUUGGCGGACUACCCCCGGACAUUGAUGAAGAUGAAAUCACAUCCUCGUUCAGGCGGUUCGGCCCGCUGGUGGUGGACUGGCCGCACAAGGCUGAGAGCAAGAGUUAUUUUCCGCCCAAGGGAUACGCCUUCCUGCUAUUCCAAGAUGAAAGUUCAGUAGCAGCCUUGAUGGAGGCUUGCAUCACAGACGACGACAAACUCUACCUUUGCGUGUCCUCGCCCACCAUCCGCGACAAGCCGGUUCAGAUCAGGCCCUGGAGGCUAGCUGAUGCUGACUUUGUGCUGGACGCCAGCAUGCCUCUGGACCCCAGGAAGACGGUCUUCGUUGGAGGAGUUCCACGCCCUUUGAAAGCUGUGGAGCUGGCGAUGAUCAUGGACCGGCUGUACGGUGGAGUCUGUUACGCCGGCAUCGACACAGACCCUGAGCUCAAGUACCCUAAGGGCGCUGGUCGCGUUGCGUUUUCCAACCAGCAGUCGUACAUCGCGGCCAUCUCCGCGCGCUUCGUGCAGUUGCAACACGGUGACAUUGACAAGAGAGUCGAGGUGAAACCGUACGUGCUCGACGAUCAGAUGUGUGACGAGUGCGCCGGCGCACGCUGCGGAUCCAAGUUCGCGCCCUUCUUCUGCGCCAACGUCACUUGCUUGCAGUACUACUGCGAACACUGCUGGGCGACGAUCCACUCUCGUCCGGGCCGCGAGUUCCACAAGCCUCUCGUCAAGGAGGGAGCCGACCGCCCCCGGGCAGUGCCCUUCCGCUGGUGUUAGAGGGGCAAACUGGGGGAAGACUGGGGGACGACCGGGGAGCACGGGGCAAUAGGGACUAAUAGUGUGUGAUUUGGGGAGCAUAGCAGACUAGCCCUUCUGCUGGUGUUAGAUGGGGAACACAGGUGGGAAAUUUAGGAUACAACGGGGAAAAGUGGGGAGUGAGGACUGUAGGCAUAACUGGUUAGGUUCCUGCGGCAAUAGAGUGGUACGAGAGGGGUGUGAUGACGUCACGUGAGAGCUCAGUGGUUCGUCAACUUGUGACGUCACCCUCCCGCACCGCUCCACUACCGCAGGAGCCUACUCAGUUACGCGCUAUACCUGAGAUUUGGGAAUAAGGGAGACAAGCCCUUCCGUUGGCGGUAGAGGGGGAAACUGGGGGCAAUCGGGGGAAAGAAAGGAUAAGUAGUUCAUUAUUUGGGGAUUUAAUGGGACAAGUUAUUUUGAGGGGGAAUUUUUAACUGAGUAAGAGGUAGGGGAAUGAAAAAUUGGAUGAUGAGUUUUGCUGGUAUGCUCGGGGGAUGGGAGAUAAUGGGGCUUGGGGGAAAAACAAAUCGGCUCAGAAUGUCUUAUUUGGAACCAAGUUUUGUUUUUUCUAGCGUGGGGAUAAAAAGUUUUGGGGGGUAAAUUGCAUUUGGGAUUUGGGGGAAGUAUUGGUAGGAGAAAGAGAAUUUAAAGGAGCAGGGCGUUUGUCGAUAGUAGUUUCUUCUAAAUCAACAAAUCACACACUACUAAACACCCUCUGUGUUAGCAGAGUAGAGUAUUUUUACCAAAUUGGUAGCGAUUACUCUACUCUGGCAACACAGUUAGCCCUCAGUGUUGCCAGAAUAAAGUUCGUCUACCAAAUUGGUAACAUUGAACUUUGUUCUCGUGACACUGGUUACUUCGGUAGAGUAACUCGGAGAAUAUGUAGUAGAAAAAAAAAACUUAAUAGUUGCGGUCCUUGACCUUAGAUAUUUACAAGAUUUUUUCACUUAAGGUGCGUUGUUGUUUGCAAUA